Messenger RNA from Aureobasidium pullulans EXF-150, 1122 nucleotides. RefSeq names its product DUF887-domain-containing protein. Bases 1 to 1122 code for a protein of 373 amino acids. Lineage: Eukaryota; Fungi; Ascomycota; Dothideomycetes; Dothideales; Saccotheciaceae. Gene Ontology annotation, biological process: lipid homeostasis. The transcript has 2 exons. The record is from RefSeq and is a predicted model, not a curated record. Gene Ontology annotation, cellular component: endoplasmic reticulum; membrane.
AUGCGCGACCCAUUUCCUAUCUCGUCGCCGCAGUGGCUCUCGGAAGCGGUGAAGCCAUGGGCGGACAAGAUGUCGCUACCCACGCUGCCGCUGCACAUUCACGAGAUCAUCAUCGCCCUUAUCUUCUACCAGACCAUCAACGUCGUUGUCGCGCCCGCCUUGUCUCGUCACUUCUUCCCUCAAGCAUACAACUCGUUCAACCGGCGCACACGCAUCAACUGGGAUGUACACGUUGUAUCUAUGGUCCAGAGCUUGCUGGUCAACACGACUGCUCUGUGGAUCAUGUAUUACGACACUGAGCGCAACAGCAUGAACUGGGCCGGCAAGAUCUGGGGCUACGAUGGUGCUCUAGGCUUCCUGCAGAGUCUGGCAGGAGGCUACUUCAUCUGGGACCUGUUCACCUGUACAUACCACAUUGACAUCUUCGGUGUCGGUAUGCUGAUGCACGCCAUCUCGGCCUGCACCGUCUUCUCCCUCGGUUUCCGUCCCUUCCUCAACUACUACGGCCCCGUCUUCAUCCUCUACGAGCUCUCAUCUCCCGCCCUCAACAUGCACUGGUUCAUGGACAAGCUCAACAUGACAGGCAGCAUUUACCAGCUCAUCAACGGCAUCAUCCUCAUCUCGACCUUCUUCUUCUGCCGCCUUGUUUGGGGCUCAGUCAACUCUGUCCUCGUCUUCAAGGACAUCUGGAUCGCUAUGCAGAACGGUGGUGUUGUCGGACUUGAUCAAAACCUGGGCCUCAAGUAUGGUCUCGACCAACCCACAGCAGCUGUCAUCCCCCAAGACCAGCCAUUCUUUGGAUCUGAAGACAUCAUGCGCUACGCAGGCGCUCGUACGCUUCCUGCUUGGCUCGCUCUCAGCUAUCUUGCCUCCAACAUCGUGCUUAACGUGCUCAACUGGUACUGGUUCGCCAAGAUGAUCGAGGCUCUCCGCAAGCGUUUCGAUCCUCCCUUUGGCACAAAGCGCCCGGAAAAGAAAGAGAAGGCUGUUGCUGUUGAAGAGAAGACCACAGAGCCAGAGAUUGAGAUCCAACGUGGUCUGUACGAUGAUGGCAGAAAGACUAUUGAGAUCACUGGCACUCAGGGUACUCCUCCAGCCGUCAGGUCCAGACGUAGAGGUUAG